AUGGUGUGUAAUAGAGAUGGUAAAUAUAUCAGAUUGACGCCUGAUCCAGAUUGCAACUGUAUUAUUAACCUAUUGAGUGUUAUAUUGUGUGUAAUAGAGGUGGAGUGUAAUAAAGGUGGUAAAUAUAUCAGAUUGAAGCCUGAUCCAGAUUGCAACUGUAUUAUUAACCUAUUGCAUGUUAUAUUGUGUGUAAUAGAGAUGGAUCGUGAUUUCUUUAGAAAUUACCAUAAAGGCAUUGGAGGUGCGGAAAACUCAUCAACAUUGAGAGCUCUGUAUUAUCCCCCUUUACCAGAAAUAGGCGAGAGUUUUAUUUUAAUGACUUUUCAAGUCUGCUUGAGGACCAAGAGUUGGCAAAUUGUCAAAAAUGUUUCCGGCAUUAUGAACGGCAAUCUCUGUCAUGUCAAAUUAUCAGAUUUAGCAGAUCUGGAUGGUGGUUUGGAGGUGUGUAAUAGAGGUGGUAAAUAUAUCGGAUUGACGCCUGAUCCAGAUUGCAACUGUAUUAUUAACCUAUUGAGUGUUAUAUUGUGUGUAAUAGAGAUGGAGUGUAAUAAAGGUGGUAAAUAUAUCAGAUUGAAGCCUGGUCCAGAUUGCAACUGUAUUAUUAACCUAUUGAGUGUCUAUAUAUUGUGUGUAAUAGAGGUGGUGUGUAAUAGAGAUGGUAAAUAUAUCGGAUUGAAGCCUGGUCCAGAUUACAACUGUAUUAUUAACCUAUUGAGUGUUAUAUUGUACGGGUGUAAUAGAGAUGAUGGUAAAUAUAUCAGAUUGACGCCUGGUCCAGAUUGCAACUGUAUUAUUAACCUAUUGAGUGUUAUAUUGUGUGUAAUAGAGGUGGUGUGUAAUAGAGGUGGUAAAUAUAUCAGAUUGACGCCUGAUCCAGAUUGCAACUGUAUUAUUAACCUAUUGAGUGUUAUAUUAGAUGGUAAAUAUAUCAGAUGGACGCCUGGUCCAGAUUGUAACUGCAUUAUUAACCUAUUGAGUGUUAUAUUGUACGUGUGUAAUAGAGAUGGUAAAUAUAUCAGAUUGACGCCUGGUCCAGAUUGCAACUGUAUUAUUAACCUAUUGAGUGUCUAUAUAUUAGGUGGUAAAUAUAUCAGAUUGACGCCUGAUCCAGAUUGCAACUGUAUUAUUAACCUAUUGAGUGUCUAUAUAUUAUUGAAGCCUGAUCCAGAUUGCAACUGUAUUAUUAACCUAUUGAGUGUUAUAUUGUUGGUGUGUAAUAGAGAUGGUAAAUAUAUCAGAUUGAAACCUGAUCCAGAUUGUAUUUGUAUGAUUGUUGGCAAUGUCUUACAGAGAUUUACUUCUGAUAAACUUCUAGCUACUAAACAUCGUGUACUGGUUCCGGAGGACGAAGUUUUGAAACAGAGAGCACGCCAAUCAGUGGCCUUCUUUAUACACCAUGAUAAUGAAAUCAUUAUACAGUGUCUGGACGGAAGUGACGUGUAUGAAACUAUAUCUGCUGUUGAUUAUCUGGAAUGGAAAUUCAAUCAGUUAUUUAAAAUGAAUCCGGGUAAAUUGACUGGAGGGGGGAAGGCAUAG
Molecule: messenger RNA, 1536 nt
Organism: Lottia gigantea (owl limpet)
Lineage: Eukaryota; Metazoa; Mollusca; Gastropoda; Lottiidae
Exons: 19
Coding region: 1-1536 (511 amino acids)
Source: RefSeq, a predicted model, not a curated record